AUGUCAAAAGUAACCUUCGCCAUCGUCGCCGGCGCCGGCGCAGCAGUCGGAGCAGCAGCCACAGCCGCCCUCUUCAACAAGUCCUCCUCCUCCUCCCCCGAAGGCCCCAGGGUUCCUUCUUCUCCCUCCCCCGCCGCCGCCGCUCCCGGUGCUAAACCCCCAUCCAAACCCCCCUCCGGCCCCUCCCCCGUCAACCCCUCGGGCCUCUUCGACUACGGCUUCCCCGGCCCCACCUCCGACCUCGCCUCCCGCACCUCCUUCAUCUCCUCCUACGACCGCCGCACCCGCAACCCCCACUGGGUAGCAGAGCACAUAACCCCCCAAUCCCUCUCCCUCAAAUCCGGUGACCGCAAAAACUCGCAAUUCCUCGAAGACCCCUCCAUCCCCGAAAAAUUCCGCGCCAAACUCAAAGACUAUUUCCGCUCCGGCUACGACCGCGGCCACCAAGUCCCCGCCGCAGACUGCAAGUGGUCCCAGUCCGCCAUGGACGAGACGUUUUACCUCAGCAACAUGUGCCCCCAGGUCGGGGAGGGGUUCAACAGGGAUUACUGGGCGCAUUUUGAGGAUUUCUGUCGGAGGCUAACAAGCAAGUACCCCAGUGUGAGGGUGGUGACGGGGCCGUUGUAUCUGCCAAGAAAAGAGGAGGACGGGAAGUGGUACGUCAAGUACGAGGUGGUGGGCAGCCCGGCGCCGAACGUGGCGGUGCCGACGCAUUUUUACAAGGUCAUCUUUGCCGAGGAGAAGGACUCGAAAGAUGGGCCGGUGGCGGUGGGGGCGUUUGUGCUGCCCAAUGCGGUUAUUUCUAAUAGCAAACCUCUUCAAGAGUUCGAGGUCCCGUUGGAGAUGGUGGAGAGGGCGUCGGGGUUGGAGUUUGCGGACAAGUUGGAUGUGAGGAGGAGGAAGAGGCUUUGUGCCGAGACGAGCUGUAGUGUGAUUGUCAAGGAGUAUGCGCAGAGGCAGAAGGCUUUUGAGAAGAAAUAA
Messenger RNA from Podospora bellae-mahoneyi, 981 nucleotides. It is a transcript of the gene NUC1, whose product is annotated as nuclease. The record is from RefSeq and is a predicted model, not a curated record. NCBI's taxonomy places the organism in Eukaryota, Fungi, Ascomycota, Sordariomycetes, Sordariales, Podosporaceae. Gene Ontology annotation, biological process: apoptotic DNA fragmentation. Gene Ontology annotation, molecular function: single-stranded DNA endonuclease activity; nucleic acid binding; RNA endonuclease activity. Bases 1 to 981 code for a protein of 326 amino acids. The transcript has a single exon. Gene Ontology annotation, cellular component: mitochondrial inner membrane; nucleus.